AUGGCCAUAAAGAUCAUCAACAGAAGAGAGGACAACGAGGGAACCAUCAAGAGAGAGCGGCGGAUACUCCUGGCAGCCCGAGACUGUCCAUUUCUAUGCCACCUUUAUGCUGCACAUCAGUCUCUGGAGCGCGCAUACUUCAUCACGGAGUACCUGUCCGGCGGCAGUCUGGAGGAUUUGAUCAGGAUUUGCUGCUACCUGGACAUCAACAACAUAAGGUUCUACGCAGCAGAGAUGGUAUGCGGCCUCCAGUUCCUCCAUGGACAGAACAUCGUCCACAGAGACCUCAAGCCAGAGAACAUCAUGUUGGAUGCAGAAGGCCACAUCCGGAUCAUUGACCUGGGCCUGGCACAAGAUGGAGUCACAGCCUCCAGCAAGAUCGAUGGAGUGACAGGAACAUUCUGCUACAUGGCCCCUGAAGUGCUUCUCGGACAAGAGUAUUACACAGCCGUUGACUGGUGGAGCCUUGGGAUUGUGUUGUGCAGGAUGGCGACAGGACGCUUCCCAUUUUUCAUCGGCCACAGCAAGCAGAAGGUUUUCAAAGCCAUCACCAGAAAGGAGCCAAAACUUCCACCCGGGAUGGAUGCUGCUAUUGAACAUCUCAUCAGUCAACUUCUGCGCAAGAAUCCCGAUAAGCGCCCUGGGGUGCGCAGAAACAUCCGGAAGCAUCCGUUCCUUUUCCACCAUUCGCUGGGAGGAACUGGAAGAGAGGAGAGCCAAGCCACCAUGUGGAUCUGGACUCUGAGGACACCGCGCCUACUGCUCAGAACCUCCGGCCUCCUGAUCCAGGCAUCAUGUCUCUGCUGCUGUAACCUCGGCUGCUCUAGAACAUCUUUAUGCCACACCUUUGCCAUUGUGUUACUGCCCCAGGCCCUUUACUUGGCAUCCUCCAUUCCGGGGCUGGCAUCUGACAUCACUGCAGCCGGAAGAUCCUCUACAACCCCAGGAGCGGCCUGUGCUUAG
Hyla sarda is the source of this 963-nucleotide messenger RNA. Its product is annotated as protein kinase C theta type-like. The record is from RefSeq and is a predicted model, not a curated record. NCBI's taxonomy places the organism in Eukaryota, Metazoa, Chordata, Amphibia, Anura, Hylidae. Gene Ontology annotation, molecular function: protein serine/threonine kinase activity; ATP binding. Gene Ontology annotation, biological process: protein phosphorylation. The coding region runs from base 1 to 963 and encodes 320 amino acids. The transcript is spliced from 2 exons.